This is a messenger RNA of Rangifer tarandus platyrhynchus (Svalbard reindeer), 309 nucleotides long. Lineage: Eukaryota; Metazoa; Chordata; Mammalia; Artiodactyla; Cervidae. The record is from the annotation of a GenBank genome assembly.
AUGAGCCGUGUGCAGGGCUCCGGGCCCCUCCCCAGGGUGGACCGAGGGCCGGAGGGGACGGUGCGUGUCCUUGUGUUUUUGCAGAGCCUGAAGCCUCUGCUGGGCCUCAGGGUAGAGUUACGCCUGGAAGGGCCCUCUGGGACAGACCCCACACCAGCCAGCAGUAUUUCUGGGCCCUGCCUGGAGAAGCCUGGACCCACGGAUCCUUCUGCAGCCUCCUCUUCUCCAGCUCCGGGCCUCCUUAGUUCCCCCAAACUCCCUGCUGUGGCCCCACUUGACUGCAGUGACCUGGCCGGGGAUCUCAUCUGA